AUGGACCCACCUAAAGAGAUGACUGUGUCAUAUGCCACUGAAGACUCUGUCACCAUAUCAUGGUUGAGACCAUUCGCUCCCUUUGACUACUACAAGAUGUCAUGUCAAUCAGCAAGAGGUAGGCGAAGGCUUCUGACAUGUUUUUAUUGAAAAGUUCAUUUUAAAAAAUGAUGGAUAACACUUUAUUUGGAUAGACCCAAGUAGAUGGUUUGUAGAUAUUCCGUAGAUGUUCAAUAACUGUCAACAACAUUUCAACAAACUAUCCACUAACACCCUAACCCUAACCUUAACCCUCAUCCUAACCCUAAGCUUAACCCUUAGCCUAACCCUAAGCUUAACCCUUACCCUAAUCCUUAUUCUGAACCUAACCCUAACCGUAACCUUAGCAAGCAAUUGCUUAUCAACCAAUAGUUUGUUGAUAGUAUAACCAUCUGUAUAUCAUCAGUAUGGGACUAUCCAAAUCCAAGUGUGACCAAAUUAUGUUAUUCCAUUGUUUGGUAUUGGAGGAGAAAGUUCAGCUUCUUGUAGAAGAAAAACUGCAUACUGUAACAGUGCGAUAUUUAAUUAAUACCAUGUUCUUUAGGGCCAGUGGACAGCGUGGUAAUUGACAACAACGUCACUAACUACACCCUGUCCAGCCUCCACUCAGCAACAGAGUAUGAGAUCAACCUGAACGCUGUGCGGGGCAGCCAGGAGAGCAAGUCCAUCACCACCAGUGUCUUCACAGGUCUGACCUCUGACCCCUUAUUAUCUUUUCUGACCCCUUACGAUCCUGUACUGCCUCAGCUAUAA
Coregonus sp. 'balchen' is the source of this 792-nucleotide messenger RNA. The record is from the annotation of a GenBank genome assembly. NCBI's taxonomy places the organism in Eukaryota, Metazoa, Chordata, Actinopteri, Salmoniformes, Salmonidae.